AAAGUGAAUUAUCGAUUGGUUCCUCUUCUGGGUCAUCAUUAUUCAGAAUUCUGUCAGUUGAAAUCUGUUGCGCUAUUUAUUUAUUGUUGAGCGCAAAUCAACAUUGAAAUCAACUUCUUUUGCUCGAUUGAUUGUUGUGAUUUAAAAGAAAGAAUCAUGUCGGUGGAAGCAUUCCGUAAAAGAAUUAUGUACAGGCAUUACAAGCCCAAUGCGCUCUUCGAGGGCUGGAUAAAGGAACUGCUCGUUGAAGCGGUAGAGAAGAAAAGUAAAUUGGAACCUAUGCUCAGAGAGGCUUUUGAAUCGUUAAGAAAAUAUCCAUUGCCAUUAAAAUCUGGCUCGGAUUGUGCCAUAUUAAAAGGAUUCCAUAAAAAGCUUUGCAAAUUUUUAGACCAUCGGUUCUCCAUUUAUGAAAAUAUAAUUUUGGAGGAGGCGCGUUCGCAUGGACUAAAUGAAGAUGAUGCCCAUCAUAAUGAAGAAGGAAAUGAAAUAUGCGAACGCAGAUUAAGCACUUCUGAAAGGACCCAAGCUGAGCCUCACCCAUUCAACCGCCUGAACCCGCUGAUCCCUGGACAACGUAUGGCUCAGCAAUAUGUUCACUUCUAUUUUCGUAAUUUGGUCCCCACCCCCUACAUUCAAAAUUCAGCUAGAGCGAAAAGAACUGGACCUGGGACACAUAGAACAGGUCCCAGCACAUCAAAUGCAGCCCAAAAUUCGACAUCUAAACCCCCCUACCGAAGCGGCGCCUAUGCGAUCCUCCUUACGCUGUUAAAACAUGCCCGGGGUAGUGAUGUGCGGUCACUACCCAAAAAACAAAUCAUAGAGUUUGCCCAACAGUAUUCUGAUGAGUCAUUCACGGUUGUAAAACCUGGCACACAUAACACGGCCUGGUGUAACAUGACCAGAUUGGUCAAGAGAGGCCUGGUCAGCACGAUCAGGAAGAAAAAAAUGGAGUAUACAUUAACCGAUACAGGAAAAGAUGUGGCUAUAGAUCUCCUAAUAGAAGAUACUGAACGGCCAAAUUCGAUUGGGGACUCAGGUGCUAGGGUUCCUGCCUUCGCAGCAGUUAAUGAGCCAAUCAGCUUUGAACCAGGCUCAUAUGAUGUCGUCCUACUGAUUGACAAAAAUGAAACAGGCGGUGCAACUAGGAAAAACGAGCCAGCAGUUGCGUUGUUCAGUAGAUAUCCACGUCUGAAACAUGAAUAUAGGAGCCUGAAAGUAGGAGACUUCGCAUGGAUCGCGCGCCACCACGUCACCAAGCAGGAGUUGGUGCUGCCAUACAUUGUGGAGAGGAAACGAUACGACGAUUUCGCUGCGAGCAUCAAGGAUGGAAGGUUUCAUGAGCAGAAGUUCCGACUCCACAAAUGUGGCUUAUCCAACGUAUUCUAUAUGGUAGAAAGCUACGGAAGGAACAAGAAUCUGGGAAUGCCAUUGCAGACCCUCAAACAGGCAGUGGCAAACACACGAGUGCAGGACGGCUUUAAGACAAUUUUCUCCGAUUCAUUGAGUCAUUCCGUCAGGUUGAUGGCACUGUUGACAAUCAAGCUCACUGCUGAAUACAGGGAGGAGCAACUAGCUGGCCGCAACGGCGCUCCGCGUGGCGACGAGUUAAUGACAUUCGAAUAUUUCACCAAGGUGUCGUCCAAGAACAAGUCGCUUACCGUCACCGAACUGUUCAUAAAGCAACUGCUGCAACUGAAGGGCUUGUCGGUUGAAAAGGCAUUGGCUAUCACUAAGAGGUACCCAACACCAAUGUUGCUUCUCGAUGAAUAUAAGAAGCAUGAUACAGAGGGGGGGUUAAUGCUGUUGGCCUACUUGAAAUAUGGCGAUAUGGGCCGCAACGUGGGCCCGCAAGUCAGCAGGACAAUCUACCAGCUGUUCUCUGACGAAAGCAUAUAAGGCACUAUCAUGUUUUUGAUGUGAUUUUUGGACUGAUCUCAGUCUUGGGAACACCUAUUGGUCUUCGCCAAGAAAUAUGUUAAUGGUGUACAUGCCAUAGCGGAUAUGCUGUACCAUAUCUAUGUUCCCAAGGAAUUUGCAAUGAUUUUUUACGGGUUAAAACUACUAAGUAUUUCAAAACAACCUUCGGGUUUGUUUCCCCCAUUGUUGUUUUAAGGUUCAAUUUGUAAGCAGGAUAACCUAAAAAAUCCUUAAAAAACAUUUUUGCUCAUAUUUAUUAUCAUAUCAUAUGUAUAACUAGAAGUAUGACGCCCUAGUGGCAAGACGACUGAUAAUAGGAAUGUAUUUAAGCCGUCGACAAUUUAUAAGGGAUGUUGGGCGCUAAAAUCUUCAAUGGCCAAAUUAUGUCGAACCAAAGAAUAGUGUAAGAUCUAGACAGUAUGUAUAGUAUGAAAGUAUGCCUGCUGGUUAGGCUGGUACUUUUAACAAGCGUGAAGCAAAGUCGUUCCUUGCUUCUUGAAGUGGUACAGUCUUACUUAUAAAAAAAUCGCAAAGCUAUGCUUAGUUAAAACACAAAUUUACUCGAUCAGCUGUAAGUCAAAACCCGCCAUCUUGUCUCUUAAUAAGAUUUAAACUAGGAAACCGUUGAUGUUUUUGACAGCCUUUAAUGCUAAAACAAGUUUAUUAGUAAGACAGUAAAUUUCCAUCAUAGGACCAUCAUUUUUUGCCCUCUCCUGAUUAAGAUUGAAUAGCGCCCUAAUUAUAAUUUUGCGAACCUUUUAUGUGUGAUGUCGCGUAUUCCAUAGAGGCCCUAUAUUUGCCAUCUUGACGUCGGUUAAUAUGCCGCCUGAUUAGAUGUAUGAACGCGACUAUUUAUUUUAAACCUAUUUAUUGUAGUUAUUAAUAAAUGUUAGAAGUUAAAUCAUGUCAUAAUAUAUUUAAUAUGGUGUCGUGGGUAGGGGCAUUUCAUUAUUGAAUACAUAUAUUUGGUAUAAAGGGCAUUCCUUGUAAAAGAGGAAAAUCACGAAAUUAUGCAACUAAUAAAAAAUAUUCUAUCUUAUUUAUUAAUAAACAAUAGUUAAUUCUAUAUUUUAAUAAAUUCUUUUAAAUCAUGUUUGAAAAUAUUGUUACUGUUUUUUCUACAAAAACGUGUAACUGAUGGAUUCACAAAUUAAUAAUUAUAUUCGAAUCGGAUUCCAUUACGGCGUCAAGUACAGGAUUUGUUUACUGUACUUAACUAAAAUUAGUGAUUUAUAUUUUUUCCAUAAGAUGAGAGAUCUCUACUUUAAAUCUCAAAGCAAUGUAUUGAUAAUUUCUACACUAUAGAUUUUUUACCUUUAAAACAUUUUUCUGAUAUGCUUUGGAAAUUAAAAAAAAGCUAGCUUAGAGGUUUACAAAAUACAUUUCAUGACAAAGAAAAUGAUUUCAGAAAGAAAUUUCACAUAGACUGCAGAAAGAUAAAAAAUUGAAAUUUUUUUGUCUCGCACCAGUCACAUUUAUUCAAGUCAUUUUGUUUAUUGAUUAAUAGAUUGUUUGAAUGUAUCUAAAAAUAAAUACAGUUAAACAGUCUUAUAUCUACUGUUUUGAGUAGUUUAUCAUUAUCAAUAAGUUCUGUGGACACAGUUACAACUCAAGAUUGAGCAAUUUCUUUCCUACCAGUUGCAACGGAAUGCAACAUAAAAUUUAAUUAUUGGAUAUUCAUAUACUUGAUACACAAAGUUUGUCUAAAAAAAAAUAUAUAUUAUAACCGGUUCGGGUUGAUUUUGGUAAAAUUACUACUGACUACAGCUAUUUUAUAUAUUUUUUUAAAAUUUAAACUGUGAUGACCCUAGCUGCGACAUGUUUAAUAUUAAGAUUACUUACCCGACAAAUAGUGACUGAUCAGGGCAGAUUUCAGUUACACAACUGCAUCUGAUAAAGUCGGAUAUAAACACUCUCUGAUAUUUAUUCUAUAGAGAGUAUAAUUUUAAUUAUAAUCAUGUAAUAUAUUAAGAAUAUAUUAUUCUAUCAUAAUUGUUAGGUGAAGUAAGAUUGUGGUACUAAUAUUUGGAAUGUGGUUGGCGUCAAGGCCGAUGGCGUAAUGGGUUCAGAGAACGCAUGAAAUAACGAGCUUAGUGCACACGUACAGGGUCGUAUUUAGGAAUAUCGGACCCUAGACUGAUAGUAUGGUGGGUAAUUUUUCAUGUCCGACCGAAUUUUGCUUUUUUUAAUAAAAAAAAUUAGAUUGAUUUUAUCCUGUAGUAUUUUAAUUGACUGUUCUAAUUCUGAAUUUUUUAACGGAUUUUUUGUCCAGAUUUUAUAAAGGCCGACACUUAAAUACGGCCCUGCAUUGGUACCAACCGAAAAUUAAUUUUGUUUGAGAGUUUAAUCAAGUUUACGAAGUGUAUGAUGCCAACAGUCAAAAUUAUUUUUAAAAUAAUAUUGAUGUUAGUUGUAAUUAAGGGUUGUCAUCUGUAAUCGAACCAUAGUAAAAAAAAUAAUUAUUUGAAUUGUAAAUUUUCAUGUACAUUGAAUUAUAAUGACAUGAUCAAAUUAAUCAAGUUAAUAUGUUGGCUCAGGUCUAUUUCACAAGGAGCAAAACAGUUUUCUUUUCAGUGUCUGUAAUUUCAUAAAGUAAAACCUUAACCACCGAUUUAAAAUGAAAUGAAUCUUAUAUCUAGGUUGAUAAGUCUCAGGCCUAUACAGAGGCAGUCUUAACAUUAAAAUGUAGCAUGAGCGUUUUUAAUUGAUUUGGCACCUUUUAUAUAACAGCCGGCAAUCGAAACAGUUUCAUUCCUCUCUAUUUGCUUUGUACAACUAUUAUUUUAAGUACCCAAAAACUUAGAAGCAAUGAAGUACCCAAUACGGCCUACAAAAAAUAUAUGUUUCAUUUUAGUUACAAGCUAGAAAUGGUUCAAAUAUGGAAAUAUACCUAUCGAUAAAAAUACAAAUGACAACCCUGCCCUAACUAUAAUAUUCAAUAAAUGUCCGUAGAUUUUCACACUGAUUUAGACCGGCUUUGUAGUAUUAGGUGUUUUAAUUUGGUUAUUGCUCGUGAUGAGCCAUCGAUUCUUUUUUUGUGAUAAUUUAUCGACUGUGCUAUUUACAAGGUGUCCCAAAAGAUUUUGUUUUGAUUGGAUACUUGUAAAGAUAUUUUUCAUAUUUGGUUAUCAAUUUAACAGCAUAUCUAAAAGAUAUGUUAGGCCUAGUGCCCACUGGCGGUAUUGCAUCACUACUCGCAAGCGCACAUACACGAUAAGUAAUAAUCAAUGUUUUUUAAUGAUUGCUACUGAAAUUUCAUCUAUAAUGAUAUAAUUUUAAUAUAUCAUUGCCUAAUCAUAGUCUAAAAAUCCCCCUGCAAGCCGUCCCGCUAGUGGGCGCUGGGCCCCAUGAGUUUAGUGCCAAAAUUCCAUACAAAUAUAUUUCAUGGAUUGGCAUCUAAGCAGUUUAUUUUAUUUAGUUUUAUUAUAUUGCCUUCAGUCAAAACACUAUCAAACUCGGUAACAUAUUGGCUUUAAAGUAUAUAAUUCUCAACUCUUAUGAAAUUGAGAGUAAUGAGAAAAUAUUUUGAAAAAAAAUAUUUGUUUGUUUUUGAUAAAAUUUACCGGCGUGUCUUCCAAAUUUUAAAACUUUUAGACUCCCUUUUGGGACACAAUGACGUGUUGUUUUUUUGCUUGCUGUGGUCUUAAAAGACUCGGCGAUUGUGAUUUAAGUAAGACUUAAGUUGAAUGUAUACUUCAUAGUGAAAAAGUCGGCUCAAAUAUUGUAUUUUAUUUUUGUUUUAUGAAGUUUUUAUUGGAUAGGUACUACAAUUGCAUUUAGGGACGUGGGCCGACUUUUUUGCGUAACAGUCUCAAUAUAUUUUUUACAAUUUAUAUAUAUUAAAACUGCUAUAUAUUUGUGUAAGAUGUAUCCCAACAUUGUCCAGCUUUUGUUCUUCGAAUUAUAUAUUUUUCUACUUUAAUUAUCGUCAAAGGUUUAAACAAUAACCUCCACUUUUGAGGUUCUCUCAGAGUUGUACAAAAAACCCCGUUAAAUAUUAAAGUUGUAGGUCAUCGCAUCAGGAAGUCAGUUGAAGUAAUGACAUUUUAACAUACUUGCAUUUCCAUAUUCAACAAAGAUACCUUAUUUUAUUGCAUUUCAAAUAGUGGCACUUUUGGGAUACCUCUUUUAUUUAACUAGAAGACUAUUGAUUGUGAUCUUUGCAGUAUUAUUCUGUUAGUUAAGUCACAUAGUACGUAUAGAGCACACUAGCAUUUUGAUGAAAAAUUCAGUGUUUGGAACCAGUCUAAAAAUUGGUACAUGAAGCCUAUAUAUUUCCCUUUUUAGUGAGUUAUUUGUUAUAUAGUAUUUCUGUACAUUGUAAAUGUAUGUCAGAUAGUUGUUCUAAAGUCUAAUGGCGUUAUAUUCGAAACAAAACAAAUAUUAUAUUAUUAUUGGAAAUAUAAAGUGUAGAAAAUUCUCAUAAUGGGGAUCCCAGAUAUGAAUCAGCUAUACUAAUGAUCAUACCAAUGAUAUUUUCUCAGAUAUCGAUCGUUUUUACAAAUAUUUAAAAUUGGUUUCAAGCUGCAAAGUUUUCAUCAAUAAAACUUCUGUCUGAUGUUAAACUAAGAUAGUGUGCUAUAUCUGUAUUGUAUGUCUAUAUGAAUAUAAAAAUAAAGGCAUUGGUGUAAUA
This is a messenger RNA of Manduca sexta (tobacco hornworm), 6550 nucleotides long. RefSeq names its product crossover junction endonuclease MUS81 (gene mus81). Gene Ontology annotation, molecular function: DNA binding; 3'-flap endonuclease activity; crossover junction DNA endonuclease activity. The coding region runs from base 157 to 1896 and encodes 579 amino acids. The record is from RefSeq and is a predicted model, not a curated record. Lineage: Eukaryota; Metazoa; Arthropoda; Insecta; Lepidoptera; Sphingidae. Gene Ontology annotation, biological process: mitotic intra-S DNA damage checkpoint signaling; DNA catabolic process; resolution of meiotic recombination intermediates. Gene Ontology annotation, cellular component: nucleus; Holliday junction resolvase complex. The transcript is spliced from 3 exons.